CUUUUUUGCAGGACUUUUUUUUGGGGGGGGGGGAGUAAAAAAAUAAAUAUUAUCUCGAACGACCCUGUGUGCACCUUUGUUAUGCAUGGGCUUUCAAGGGUGCACUAGCAUUACACUAGUCUAAUUUCAGAGGCUUGGGUGCAGGCAGGGGGAUGCCUAUAGAUACACCCAGCUCUAAAAAGGUGAUUUACUUUUGCCAAGUAAAACUCUCUUUCACCUUCCGAUUGGAGGCUGUUCUAACGACAGAGAGGCCCUAUGAGAAAAAGGGAAAGCUAAGGAUGCUGGAGCAGAACAAUGGAUUUCUCCUUCUCUUUCAUGCAAGGGAUCAUGGGAAACACAAUUCAGCAACCACCUCAACUCAUUGAUUCGGCGAACAACCGCCAAGAGGAUGCUUUCGAUGCCCACAGUGACAUCACAGAAGAUGGUCGGCAGACACCCUAUGAAGCUGCCCUCGCUCUGCAGCAAGGUUUUCAGUAUCCCACGCCAACGGCCGAGGACCUCCCGCCCCUCAUUAAUGGAUUUCCCCAAAUUGGCAUGUACGAGCCCCAGACCAAAUUCCAGUCCUUCAGCCAGUAUCCCAAUGGCUCUGCCAACGGCUUUGGCACCGUUAGAAACUUUAGCCCACCGGAGUAUUAUCAGAUGGAGAACUCUAACCUAAGGCCACAAGACCUUCUGGAGAAGCCCUCCCCUCCCCAGCCCCCUCCUCCCUCCGUCUCUCAAACGGUGAUUCCAAAGAAGACAGGCUCACCAGAAAUUAAACUGAAAAUAACCAAAACUAUCCAGAACGGCAGGGAAUUGUUUGAGUCCUCACUGUGUGGGGACCUUUUAAACGAAGUGCAAGCGAGCGAGUUUGCGAAGUCCAAACACGAAGGGAGGAAGGAGAAGCGGAAAAAAAGUAGCAAGCAUGACGCUGCCCAUUCGGAAGAGCGCAAGUCACGUAAGAUUCCCAAGCUCGAGCCGGAGGAGCAAAAUAGACCAAAUGAAAGGCUUAGCAUCCAGUCUGAAAAACCAAGGGAAGAAAUGGCAACACUGGAUGAAACACCGGCACAACAGGUUGCUGCUUCCCUUUCCAUUCAAGAGGCAAGUGAUUGCAAGUUUGAGGUGGGAGAUCUUGUCUGGUCCAAAGUGGGGACGUAUCCGUGGUGGCCCUGUAUGGUUUCAAGAGAUCCUCAACUCGAAGUUCAUACUAAAAUUAACACAAGAGGUGCACGAGAAUAUCAUGUUCAAUUCUUUAGCAACCAACCGGAAAGGGCUUGGGUACAUGAAAAGCGGGUACGAGAAUAUAAAGGACGUAAACAGUAUGACCAGCUGGUGGCAGAGGCUGCUAAGCAGGCCAACCAUUCUGAGAAACAAAAGAUUCGCAAACCGAGGCCACAGAGAGAACGGGCACAGUGGGAUAUUGGCAUCGCCCAUGCCGAGAAAGCGCUAAAAAUGAGCCUGGAAGAGAGGAUAGAGCAGUACACCUUCAUCUACGUAGAUAAAGAGCCAGAAGAGGUGUCGUCCAAAGCCAAACGGAUUGUCAUGCCUAAGAUUGAGGCUAAAAAGAUCCGCAAAAUCAAAUCCCCGCCAAGCUCUCCGCCAGAAGAGAUUGAUGACGAUUUGGCCGCACCUUCCCCACCCAAAACGGAGGUCCGGAGGUAUAGUCAGAGGAGACAGUCCAGUGCCGAUAAAGAAUCCCCUCCUGUGAAAAUUCAGUGGAAAACUGCUGCAGCUAGAAAAUCCCUCCCAGCGUCCAUAACCAUGCACAAGGGAACUCUGGACCUUCAGAAAUGUAAUAUGUCUCCGGUUGUUAAAAUUGAACAAGUUUUUGCUCUUCAGAAUGCCGCUGGGAACGGAAAGUUCAUUGAUCAGUUUGUUUACUCGGCAAAGGGCAUAGGAAACAAACCAGAGAUCAUCAUCAAAGGGCACGACAAAGUCACUUCCGUCUCCAUCCCGCGAACGGAGAGAGCCUCGACACAAAGUGCACCCUCUCCAGAAACGUCUUCUGGGUUGGCAAGUUCUGUAGAAAAGAAGCAACAGAGGAGAUCAAUACGAACUCGCUCAGAGUCUGAGAAAUCCACUGAGGUUGUGCCAAAGAAGAAGAUCAAAAAGGAGCAGGUAGAAACAGCCCCACAGGCAGCAGUGAAGACUGGAUUACAAAAAGGUGCCAGUGAGAUUUCCGAUUCUUGUAAACCUCUGAAGAAAAGAAGCCGAGCCUCCACAGAUGUAGAAUUGGCUAACUCAGCUUACAGAGAUACCUCCGAUUCUGAUUCAAGAGGACUUAAUGAUUUACAGGGUAGUUUUGGAAAGCAGUCAGACAGCCCAUUGGCUACAGCAGAUGCUGAUGUUUCUGAUGUCCAGUCGGUCGAUUCAAGCUUGUCAAGAAGAGGUUCAGGGACAAGUAAGAGAGACACUGUUUGCCAGAUUUGUGAAAGCACCGGGGAGUCUCUAGUCUCCUGCGAAGGUGACUGCUACAGUAUCCAUACAGAAUGCCUAGGAUUGAGCUCACAGCCGGAUGGGAAAUUUAUCUGCCUGGAGUGCAAGAAUGGGCAGCAUAUCUGCUUUUCCUGCAACUUCCCGGCAAAAGACGUGAAGCGCUGCUCGGUCAACGCAUGUGGCAAAUUCUACCACGAGGCCUGUGUCCGCAAGUUUACUACCGCUGUUUUUGAAUCCCGAGGAUUCCGUUGCCCUCAGCAUUGCUGCACUGCCUGCUCUAUGGACAAGGAUAUUCAUAAAGCAAGCAAAGGUCGUAUGGUGAGAUGUUUGAGAUGCCCCAUUGCCUAUCACUCAGGAGAUGGCUGUAUUGCUGCAGGAAGCUUGUUUGUGUCAUCCCACAUCCUCAUCUGUAGUAACCAUUCCAAAAGAAGCAAUCACUCCUCAUCAGCUGUAAAUGUAGGCUUUUGUUUCGUUUGUGCAAGAGGGCUGGUAGUGCAGGAUCAUUCAGAGCCCCUGUUCAGUUCAUAUGCCAAUAAAUCUCACUAUCUGCUGAAUGAAUCAAAUCGUGCUGAGUUGAUGAAAUUACCUAUGAUUCCUCCUUCUUCGUCAGCUUCCAAAAAGAAAUGUGAGAAAGGUGGGAAGCUGUUGUGCUGUGAAUCUUGUCCCGCAUCCUUCCACCCGGAAUGUCUUAACAUAGAGAUGCCAGGCGGCUCCUGGAACUGCAACGAUUGCAAAUCCGGCAAGAAGUUGCGAUACAAGCAGAUUGUUUGGGUCAAGCUUGGAAAUUACAGGUGGUGGCCAGCUGAGAUAUGCAAUCCCAGAUCUGUUCCUCUCAACAUCCAGGGCCUCAAACAUGAUGUUGGGGACUUCCCGGUAUUUUUCUUUGGUUCACAUGAUUACUACUGGGUGCAUCAGGGGAGAGUCUUCCUCUACGUUGAAGGAGAUAAAAGCUUUGCUGAAGGGCAGACUAAUAUUAACAAGACUUUCAAAAAAGCACUUGAAGAAGCCGCAAAACGCUUCCAGGAACUAAAAGCACAAAGAGAAAGUAAAGAAGCACUUGAGAUUGAGAGGAAUUCCAGAAAACCGCCUCCCUAUAAACACAUUAAAUCCAACAAAGUGGUCGGAAAAGUCCAGAUCCAAGUGGCAGACCUGUCCGAAAUCCCACGGUGUAACUGUAAGCCAGCAGACGAGAAUCCUUGUGGCCUGGAGUCGGAGUGCUUAAAUCGGAUGCUGCAGUACGAAUGUCACCCUCAGGUUUGCCCCGCGGGAGAACGCUGCCAAAACCAGUGCUUUACCAAAAGACUCUAUCCGGAAGCGGAAAUCAUCAAAACCGACAGACGGGGAUGGGGUCUACGGACUAAACGGAACAUUAAAAAGGGUGAAUUUGUCAAUGAAUAUGUUGGUGAAUUAAUUGACGAGGAAGAGUGCAGAUUGCGAAUUAAGCGUGCCCAUGAGAACAGCGUGACCAAUUUUUAUAUGUUAACUGUUACAAAGGACCGCAUAAUAGAUGCUGGACCAAAGGGAAACUACUCUCGCUUCAUGAACCACAGCUGCAACCCCAACUGUGAAACCCAGAAGUGGACAGUGAACGGAGACGUCCGGGUGGGACUCUUUGCUUUAUGUGAUAUUCCUGCAGGGAUGGAGUUAACAUUUAACUAUAAUUUGGAUUGUCUGGGCAAUGGCAGAACUGAGUGCCACUGUGGAGCAGAAAACUGCAGUGGAUUCCUAGGAGUGCGGCCAAAGACAGCGUGCGCAACAGCAAACGAAGAGAAGGCCAAGAACGCAAAGCUGAAGCAGAAAAAACGGAAGAUAAAAACGGAGCAGAAGCAGAUGCACGAAGACAACUGCUUUCAGUGUGGAGAUGGGGGUGAACUUGUCAUGUGUGACAAAAAAGACUGUCCCAAAGCAUACCACCUCCUCUGCCUUAACUUGACACAGCCACCCUUUGGGAAGUGGGAAUGCCCCUGGCACCAGUGCGCCAUCUGCGGCAACCCAGCGGCUUCGUUUUGCGAGUUCUGCCCUCACUCUUACUGCAAAGAUCAUGAAAAGGGCGCUCUGGUCUCCUCAGCCUUGGACGGACGUCUUUGCUGCUCUGAACACAACCCCAAGGCCCACAUGGCUCCCGAGUACUGGGGCAAGAUCAAGCGUCGGCUGGAACAGCAAAAUCCGGAGGAAGCCUCGAAGGAGUGAAGAGGCCCUUUUCAUGAAAACGCAACUCCCCAACACUUGUUUCACGUUCUGGGUGGCAAAUCCUCGUGAAUCUAGAUACAGUGCCAGGGGAAGCCUCCUCAAAUCUUUUUAGAGCUGCCUCCAGGGGACUCGAAUUAGGAUCGCCGGAUCUGGGAAAGGGCAGUUAGGAGCCUGCGCAGCUGAUUAGAUCCGUUCCCCCCCCCCCCCCUGCAAAUGUGUCUUUCGCGUCUCUCGGAAGAUCAGGAAGAAGCCAGUUGGCAUCCGUUUUUGGUUUUUUUUUUUGGCUAAAAAGAGGAGAAAAGGGUUUGCAAAACAAACACACAAAAGGACCUUGAAUUUAAAAGUAUGUUCUCUGCGUGUAGAAAAAAAAGAAAAGAAACAUAGCAAGAAUAUUUAUUUAUUUAAUUUUUAAUGGACUUUUUUGAGGAUUUCUGGUUCUAAUACAAUCAGUGUGUCUGACAAAAGAGUAAGCCGCACCAGCCUGGUAUCUAUCUCUCUUAUGUGUCUUUUUUUUAUUAUUAUUAAUAUUUUUUUUCCUGUCUGAUUUUACAAUUAUGGGGUAAAAACAUCAGAUUAAAUCUUAUCGUGCAGUUUCAUAGCGAGAUAAUUCCAGUAACUUCAUAAUGAUGGCAAGAGAUUAAUUGUUUUUUUUGAGAUGGCCCACUCCCUCUUUCCUUUUUGAGUGAGUAAACGAUAAUCGCGAUACGUUCACCCACAAAAAAAUAAAAAUAAAUUAGGACUCCCAUGAUUUUGGAAGAGCAUUCUUGACGUGAUGUUAUCGGCCACUUUGGAAGAAUGCACUUUGGCAGCGUCUUAAUGUGCAUGGUGUUUGCGGUUUUGCUUUUUUCCCCUCUAAAGGGCUUGUGAAGAAGAGUCUGAUAGGUUGUGCCUAUAAAAAUCAGGGGGGGGGGGGGCAGGACGGAUGGUCAGGAGCCUGGGGAAUAUUUCUCUUUUGGCCCCGGAAUCCAGUUUCAUCCGAAGGAGACCUGGGCUUUUCUGGAAUUUUGCUUUUCUUAACCAUCGUAACUCUCUCUACCUUAUGGGAAACUGGCACGGACUUCCUCCUCGCCUUCCCGAGUUGGAAGUUUAGGCUCUUCUUUUGCAAGGCCUUGAGUUGGUUUCUUCUUUUAUGAAUCUUCUACCAUGCAGAACCUGUCCUCUUGUGCGGUUUCCAUGGUGAUAGAUGCUGAUGAAGAUUUUAUCUUUUGAAUCUGAAAGGCAGAAUUUGGCUACCAGCCGUUAAUGUGUUUUUAUAUGGCCAGUUUGGUUCUUGUCUCCUCCGAUUUUGACAUAAGGUUACUCAAAGGAAUCCCAAAGGAAUCCCAUCGCUGGAUAGGAAUGGUCUUAUCUUACAAAAGCCAUGUGUGUGAUUUCAUAAAGACUAGUUUGUUAAUCUUUCUUAAAGAGCCGGCACUGAAAAACUACAUCACUUGUUUUUCCCGUUGGGUAUUCCAAGUAUCUCCUGAAAUACUUGUCUUUAUUUAGGAAUGCUUAGUUCAGUAAUGACUGCACGUUAAUUUAUAUGACCAUAACAGAUUAGGCAAUUCCAGGAAAUAGACAGUAUUUUAUGAUGCCGGUGACUCUUUUCUUAGGUUUUUUUAAUUAGUUUUUUAAUUAGUUUUUUAAUUAGUUGAAAAGCCUAUAAAGGAAAAGCAAAUACAGCUUCUAUUUUCCUUAUCUGCCUAGGCGUGAAAAUAAGGCAGCACACUAACAUUCCUUUAAAGCACCUGAGAUGUCUCUUCGGUUUUCAUUCAGUUGGCAAAUUCCUUUACAGGUCACCGACUUCGUUUUCUCGCAUUGUAUAAGCUUCAGAAUCAUGUGGACUAGUGAAAUGUGAAGCCCUAAAAGAGGAUGAUACAUAUUUGAUAACACUAAUGAACGUUUAAAGUAAUUUUUGAGAACACUACAAUUUAUUUAUGUAUAUUUAGGUUUAGAUUUUAGGAUUAUUUUGUUACGUAUUUGAUUUGGGGGGGGCGGAAGGGGGGGGAUAGGAAAAAAACAAGUUCAUGAAGAUUUUUUUUCUGCGAGGAUUUUUUCCUAAUCUAGGAAUCCUAAAUUCAGAAUUCUCUCGUCUUUGUUUUCUUUCAUACACUCCAUUAUUCCUUGACAGAUGGGGAAUGGCCUACAGGAUGCCCAGAUUUUGUGGCAGCGCACCUUGAGAAGGCAAAUAUACAAUUAGGGAACAGAUGUCACUGAAGUUAAGGUGAAGUUUGGAAAUAUUGUAACUCCAAUCAAUGAAUGGCAUUAAAGCUUGGGCAACGCAUUAGCCCCUUGGACCCGAUCAUGUUCUCCAAAUCAUGUUCUCCUUUCUCUUUGGUCGCAUCUCCCCUCCCCUUCUCCCUCCCUCCUUCCCUCCCUCCCUCCCUCCCCCCCCCCUCUCUCUCAACUGCCUUGUUCCGUUGUGGUUCUUUUAUCUUUUCCAUUGUGCUUUGAAGAAACUUGUGUCAUACAGCUGGCGAGAUCUUUUGUCCUUAAUAGUGGAGGAUCGAGCACCAUGAUUAGAACUUGGAUGUCACCUCAAGUGCAAUUCUGCAAGGGAAAGUGGCCAAACCUGUUGCUAAGUAGAAGAAUCAUUGAUGGAUGGUCGGAAUUCAGAGCAAACCUUCCUUAGGCCACCCCUGAAGUAGCCAAAUCCUCAGAAGAAUAGGCCACUCCGCUAUCACGUCAAUUUAAAUUAUUGUUUCCAAUUUUCUCCACUAAUGGAUGCAAAAAGUGAAGAAAGCAUCCAUUUGAUGUGGGUGAUAUUUUUUGUUAGAAUAUAUCUUUUGAACCCCAUAAAGUUUCUUCAUUAAGAUGUUUCAAACUUUCGCUGGCUCAUUCACGACUACAUUUUCAAUGUUUGUCUAUCGUUCUAGACUGAGUCCUCAGCUCUGGUUUGGUUUGAUUUAUUUGAAGAAGUAGAACGGGGAGGUUUUCUUUGAAAAUGCAGUCCUACCUUAAACCAUAUAACAUCCUGAAGGAACAGAAAUAUUGAUUAUGAAUAUGGGGGGGGGGGGUUGUGAGCAACAGAAAUAUUAAAGGUUCCUGGAUUUUCUUCCCUCCUUUCUCUCCAAUUCUAAUUAUUCAGAACAUAGAAAAAUAUUCUGUAAUAAGCAAAGAACUUUCGUUCUGUUCUAUAAAAUUCUAAACGUAGAAUUUGGUCUCUUUGCCCUCUGCAAAAACGGGGUUGAAGCAUUGCCACGAGAAAUGGAAGUUGGGCCAAACAAAGGCUGACUUUCUUCUCUGAAUACAUACCUGCAAUCAGGUGUUUCUUACCAUCCUACUUUGUGUGUUUGACUUAUAAAAUGUGCCCCACCCUCUCCAUCUUUUCCUAAUGAAUGCAUGAGGGUAGGAUGUGAAGGGGUUUUUUCUUUUCUUUACAAGCAGCUCAUACCAAUGGGUAACCGCUGCUGAUUAUCUUGUACACACUUAGAAUAGAUUUUAAGUUUCCCUGAGAUACGUGUUUUGCUCUGCACAUAUCUGUGGGACAAACCAAUUGAACACAGCAGUACUUCUUGCGAGUGGAUAACGGACACGCAUGGUAGCCUGCUGUGAAUUCAGUGAAGGAUAAUUUCUGAGUGGGCAGACACCUAGCAUUGUCGUUUGUAUGUGCAAGCCACAAUAGGGGUUCCGUAGAAAAAAGAACAGUUAAAUUUUUGCUUUGUCGCAUAGGUCACGCACUUUAAUCAGGAAUGGAAAGUUGACUUGCUCCGCUAGAGGACUGCCGUUUUGUGUUCUUGCAAUUGUGGAGAUGCUUUGAGCUUUGGAACUGCAUCCUGUAGAAUGCAGAAAUCUUUGGGCUGUAUUGUCAUGACUCUUGACUCGAGACUCUGGAAUGCUUUUGCAUUGCGGCCUUGGUUUAAAUCUGUGCCUCAAGGAAAUAUGUGCUUGUCUGCAGGCAAAUGAAAAAGCAGCCUGAAAACAUCUGGCUAGGUGAAUAGUUUAAAGAGCAAUGUUUUGACACUUAGCUUUCAAACAGGUGUCUCGUGUGUUCGGGAGAUACCUGGGGAUACACAGGUGGGAGAGGCAUGUCUGCAUAUCUUUAGACCUACAACUGCUUCGUCAAACCCUCCAAGGGUUGCAAUUCAUCCAAGAAAUAUGGAAAAAAAUAUCAAGAAACAUUUCUGCCAUUUUUCUGGUUAGGGCUUUGAGGAAUGAAAUAAGAAAUAAAGGAAGGAAUAUUCUGCUCUAGCAAGCAGUCACCUGCACAGUAUUUUUGGACAAUGUUUCCCCCACUCCGUUUCUUUCACCUGUGUGAUUUUAGCCUUUCCUAUAUAAAAUCAUGCGCCUGUUGCUGUGGUUUGAUCUCAAAAGUUCUGGGCAGCCUCCCCACCCCCAAUACCAAGUUCUAUGUCUAAAGCAAAGUAUUUCGUUUGUUGUUCAUGGUGGUUUUUUUUUUCCUUUGCUCCAGGACAUACAAUGCAUCUACUUCCUACAUUGCGUGUUAGCAGCCCUUAAGUGCAUUCUUAAAAAUGCUGCGUGGCAAACGGUUCUGUGGAACUUGUAAUGAAGGGGGGGGGAAGGGGCACCUCUAGCUUUACGCUUGGUGCCCUUUCACAUACCCCGGUGGCAUUUAAGAGAUGUAAUUAUUACAAUAUCAUUGCCAAUGAACUGAAAACCCAUUGACUGUAUAUAUACAUAUAUAUAUAUAUAUGGAGAUGUUAUGGGUAGGGUUGGGAGGUGGGGAAAGUCAGCCGCUGGUACGAAUAUAGUCACUUUAACAUUGUUAUCUUCUGCCUCAUUGAAUUCAGGGUUUAAAGUACUUGAAAACUAUUUUUCCAUGCUUAUUUUACAGUUUGUAUUUUAUUUAUUCAUUUUCCUGUUUGUAUUACGAGUCUCACCCCGCCCGAAAUGUGGAGCCCGAAAGAGAUUUCCGCUUCUGUUUGCACGAUAUGAAUUUGCAGCGUUUAGGAAAUACUUGGAAAGUAAACCCCACUCCUUUUCUUGACGCUGUUAAGAGCCGUUGCCUGAGGUAGGAGCAGCAUUAGGAACUUUCCAGUAUUUUUUGUACUUCUAACACUAAAAGAGCCUUUCUGGGUUGUUGUUGUUUUUUUUGCUCUCCGCAUCAGAGAUUUCAGACGAAAAUAAAUAAAUAAUGCACUUAUCCUGUCACUCCUAGGAGAUAAUGGAGAUAACUCUGGGAGGUGGGCUUGAGCAAAUUGGUAUUCAGGUGCCUGGGUGCACCGAGCUUGGAUGCAAAUAUAAUUGGGUAAGGGGCACUCCUUUCUGGAGAGGUUGGGAGAAAAAGAACCGGACUGGUUUUUUGUUUUCAACUGCGGUGUCAUGCAUAAAUCAAGGAAUGGUGUGUCUGCCCAGCAUCGACUCUGCCUAUACCCUUAAAUUGCCAGUUUGCCAAAGCUGUUUGUUCACUGCUUCCCAUUAUAGGGAUGAUAAUAGUCCCUCUGCACACAAGAAUGGGCUAUGCUUCUUUUUAGAUCAGGCCAGUGUUCUGAACUUGACAACUUUUAAGAUUUGUGGAUUUCAUUUUCCAGAAUUCCUUAGCCCAGGCA
This is a messenger RNA of Thamnophis elegans (Western terrestrial garter snake), 10094 nucleotides long. It is a transcript of the gene NSD3, whose product is annotated as nuclear receptor binding SET domain protein 3. The record is from RefSeq and is a predicted model, not a curated record. Gene Ontology annotation, cellular component: nucleus; chromatin. NCBI's taxonomy places the organism in Eukaryota, Metazoa, Chordata, Lepidosauria, Squamata, Natricidae. Gene Ontology annotation, biological process: regulation of DNA-templated transcription. Gene Ontology annotation, molecular function: protein binding; histone H3K36 methyltransferase activity.